AUGUCCAGGCCAGAUAUGACAGAAAAAAAUCAAAGUCUGCUCAUGGAGUUUGUCCUCACAGGACUGACGGAUCGUCCAGAGCUAAAGCCAACCUUGUUCCUGGUGUUCCUUGUCAUCUACGUGGUCACCAUGAUGGGCAACCUCGGGCUGGUUGCUGUCAUCUGGAAGGACCCCCACCUCCACUCCCCUAUGUACGUAUUCCUCAGCAGUUUAGCCUUUGCUGAUGCGUGCACUUCGUCCUCUGUCACCCCCAAGAUGCUUAUCAACUUCUUAUCCAAGAAUCAUAAGGUGUCUCUGGUUGAAUGCUUUGCCCAGGUUUACUUUAUGGGUUCCAGUGCAACCACAGAGUGUUUCCUCCUGUUAGUGAUGGCCUAUGACCGCUACAUGGCCAUAUGCAACCCCUUGUUUUAUCCAGUAGUGAUGUCUAAUAGACUCUGCACUCAGCUUAUAGCUGUGGCCUAUUUUUCUGGAUCUCUGCAUUUAGCAAUUCAUGUAGGGUUGCUAGUUAGAUUAACUUUCUGCAGGUCCAACAUCAUACAAUAUUAUUAUUGUGAGAUUUUAAAACUGUUCAAGAUUUCUUGCACUGAUCCUACACUUAACAUGGUUAUGCUCUUAACCUUUGCAAGCUUCAUACAAGGCCUCACCUUUGUAACCAUCCUGAUCUCUUAUGCCCAUGUUCUCUUUGCCAUCCUAAAAAAGAAGUCCGAGAAAGGCAGAAGCAAAGCCUUCUCCACCUGCAGUGCCCAUCUGCUGUCUGUCACUUUGUUCUAUGGCACCCUCUUCCUCAUUUAUGUUUGUCCUGGGUCUGGGCCUUCUCAAGAUAAAGAAAAACUAUUUUCCUUAUUUUACACGGUAAUAAUUCCUCUGCUAAACCCAUUUAUUUACAGCCUGAGGAACAAAGAGGUUAUAGGUGCCUUUAGAAGAAUUAUGAAGAAAUAA
Molecule: messenger RNA, 939 nt
Organism: Jaculus jaculus (lesser Egyptian jerboa)
Lineage: Eukaryota; Metazoa; Chordata; Mammalia; Rodentia; Dipodidae
Product: olfactory receptor 5AC1-like
Exons: 1
Coding region: 1-939 (312 amino acids)
Biological process (GO): sensory perception of smell; G protein-coupled receptor signaling pathway
Cellular component (GO): membrane
Molecular function (GO): odorant binding; G protein-coupled receptor activity; olfactory receptor activity
Source: RefSeq, a predicted model, not a curated record